Molecule: messenger RNA, 273 nt
Organism: Protopolystoma xenopodis
Lineage: Eukaryota; Metazoa; Platyhelminthes; Monogenea; Polystomatidea; Polystomatidae
Source: the annotation of a GenBank genome assembly
AUGUACUCACCUGACAAGCAGAUGCGCACAAUCGUGGGCAGCAGUCACUCGCGGUGCGAUGAAGCGAUAGAAGAAGACGUCCAGGCUUUUCUCCACAUGCGAUCCCGCGCCAAUCCGCACAUGCUCCUCGUGAUCUGCUGCCCACCACCGGCCCUCGGAGUCUGUUCGAGUCAGCUGCACACAAGAUUGGCUCGUCUUGGACAUAUUCCGCCCGGCCGAAAGCCCAGCUGGCUAUGGAGACGUAUCCGCUCUGGGCAAAAGAAGAGUCUCUAG